Molecule: messenger RNA, 663 nt
Organism: Dioscorea cayenensis subsp. rotundata (Guinea yam)
Lineage: Eukaryota; Viridiplantae; Streptophyta; Magnoliopsida; Dioscoreales; Dioscoreaceae
Exons: 2
Coding region: 1-663 (220 amino acids)
Source: RefSeq, a predicted model, not a curated record
AUGGAGGUCACUGCCCGGCUGCGGAGGGCGACGGCGGCGGCGGGUGGUGGUCGCCGGGAACUGGAGCCAUACGCCGGCGAAUCACCUGUUCGAGUAUUUGAUCGAGAGAGUUCUGAAAUGAAUCGAGCAAAGAGAAUGCUUUUGGAUGAUCCUAACUACAAGAAAUGGUUUAAGUUUGAUCAUGUGUGGCACAUUGUGAGGAACUUUGAGAAGUGUAAAGAUAAUGUUAUGAUAUCUAGACAAAUUUCUCGAAAGCAUGUAUUUGACUAUCUAUCAUUAGAAUCUGAAAAUCCCAUGUCAGAAUCGCAAGCACUAGAAUCACCUGGACUUUCUCAAUUUUCUCUUAACUUAGACGAUGGUGUUGUUGGCUCACCUUUUGAACGCCCAAUCGGACAGAAGAAAGCCAAACUAAAGAAAAAAAUGGAUGACGAAGAGGCAUUUUCUUUUUGUCGUCUAAAAGAUGCUAACUCUAAAAUUAUGGAGAUGUUGGAGAAGACUAAUGCAGAUCGACAAAUGUUCAUAGAAAUGCAGAAUAAAAAUCUUGCUUUUCAACAAAUGAAGUAUGAGGACGAAAUUUUGAUGCGAGAUUUGAAUUCUAUCACUGAUCCAAAUAUUCGUGCUUGUAUACAAGCACAACAACAAGAAAUUUUACAGAAAAGAUGA